UUGUUGUUCAACGAAAGAACGAGGAGAUCUCAGGCGCAAUGCUCAGGUCACGUAAUUUCUUUUUAAUUCCUCAAAGAUGGAAAAGUGGCAAAACCCGAUGGUCCAUACAACAACGCAAGAAGACAAGCACAGACCGUGCCUUGGAGAAUUUCGAUGACUUUUAUGGAUCCGUGUUUGGAAAACGUUGGAAGAAUAUACGAGCAGCUCUGCUAACCGAACACAAAUAUGUAGCAAUGGUCAAUAAUUUCGGAGAUAAUGAUAAAACAUGCAGUCGUUUGGAAAUGGAUGGAGCUAUAAAUGUAAAAGCUUUGGUGCAACUAGCUAAAGAACGGACAGAUGGUACUCCUCAAACUUCUUUAUCUAGUAACGAGGAAGAAAAUCAAAUGCAGGACCGCAUGCAAGCCUUUGCAAGAAAACAAGAGGAAAAGGAAAUACAAGCAAUAUAUCCGGAAAAUACCAACGAGACAGCUGUACCCAAUAAUUUAGAAUAUGGCGGUGAUCAGAGGAAAGAACAAACUAUCCAACAAAGCCGCAAGACACCUUUAAUGAAUGUAACUCAAGCUUCAGUAGACAUUGAUCAUUCCCGUAUUGUUGAUCCAGAUCAUGGAACAGGUGCUCUAUACGAUUUUGUUCCUGCCUCAACAAUCAAAGGCAUGGAGGAUUGGGUUCCGGAAUCCGAACAUUAUAAAUACUAUCAAACCACCAAUGAUUUUCCACUUAAAUAUGAAAUUGACAAUGAUUUCAUGUUUCCCGAGAACUUGUCUUUGUACACAUAUGAAAUGGGAAAUUGUUCUGAAUUUCGCCCACCAAAUAAAUGCCUGACAGGUGUUCUUUCGCACUAUUUACUGGAUGGCGCCUCAGUUCUACCUCCUCUAUUAUUGAAUGUUAAACCAGGCGAGAGGGUUUUAGAUGCCUGUUCUGCCCCGGGAGGCAAGUCGCUGCUAAUGCUGCAAACGCUUUAUCCGGAACAAUUGGUUUGCAAUGAUAUUAUGGAAUCCCGCGUCAAUCGUAUACGCAAAGUAAUGAAGGAAUAUUUGUUUGAUUUUGAAGAACGUUGGGAAGGCCAACGUGUGUUACUUAAUCAGUGUGAUGCCCGCAAUUUAGAUGAAUACGGCUGCUACGACAAAGUGUUGGCAGAUGUGCCCUGCACAAACGACCGACACUCGCUUAUGGAAGAUGACAAUAAUAUCUUCAAACCAACCAGAAUAAAGGAGAGACUUAGAAUACCCGAAUUACAGGCGGGUAUAUUGGCCAAUUGCCUACGUCUUUUGAAACCUGGCGGCAGUUUGGUAUACUCUACGUGCUCGCUGUCACCGGUUCAAAAUGAUGGUGUGGUCCAUAUGGCUCUCCAAAAGGCUUUCAAUGAAUAUGGUUUGACGUUUGUAAUUAAUGACUUAAGUUACACGAUACAAUUGUUUGCUGAUAUCUAUCGUUUUGAAUAUCCUAAAGGCUUGAAAUAUGGACAAAUGGUUAUACCAUAUUUACCGGCUAAUUUUGGUCCCAUGUAUUUUAGUAAAAUAACAAGAACUGAGUAAAUAGAGAGAA
Stomoxys calcitrans (stable fly) is the source of this 1545-nucleotide messenger RNA. Its product is annotated as 5-methylcytosine rRNA methyltransferase NSUN4. Gene Ontology annotation, biological process: RNA methylation. Gene Ontology annotation, molecular function: methyltransferase activity. The record is from RefSeq and is a predicted model, not a curated record. The transcript is spliced from 3 exons. Bases 39 to 1535 code for a protein of 498 amino acids. Lineage: Eukaryota; Metazoa; Arthropoda; Insecta; Diptera; Muscidae.